AUGUUGCCAAAUCGUGAUCGAAAUAAGGUUAAAAAUGAUGGUUAUUUACCGGACCUAGGAGAAGUUAUUUCCCUCUUACAGCUAUGGUCCAUCGUCAAGGCAAUGUUAAUAGCAACAGAGCAGUUUGCUGUAAUUUUAAUUAAAAUAUUUAAAAAUGUCGAUGCAUCAGUGAAAACAAUUGCUGAUGUGCAAAAAAGUAUUGAAACAAUUUUAACAACAGAAAUGACAAGUAUCAUUGAUUCACAACAACGACAAGACAAUCAUUUUCGACUCGAUAUAUUACGAGAAGAAUUAAAUAAUGGUUAUAAUGUGGCAAAUGCUGAAAAGGCUGAACUAUUACUACGUGAAUUGGCUCACCGUAAUUGCACGGUUGCAUGGUUUCUACAAUCAAUUACAGAAGUCAUUCAAGUUCAGACAAAAUCAAUUCGUCUCUUUGUCGUACAAGAUGCUCGUCGAUAUGCCUGCUAUGAUACGGAUUUGAAUGAACAUAUUCAGGCAUAUUCAAGAUGUUUAAAUCAAAUAGUAGUACAAUUGGGUAUCAGUGAAAACAUUAUAUUAACGUCACAUGAACAGUUGGAGCAAGAAUAUGCACAUCGUCAAGAUUUAGAGAUGUUUAUUAAACAACGAGCUGAAGUGUAUUCAGAUAAAUUUGAAAAAUUUUCACAACCAUUUUUUCAAGCAAAAUCAGAUUUAAUGUUUUGUACAACACGGCAAAAUUUUCUCGCUUUAGCUGAUAAACUGUCAUUGAACAGUAACAUAUCUCAACUGAUCGAGCCAAUAUUACAUAGUCGUUAUCAUCCUGAAUUAGCUGAUGCUCAACUCUCAUCAAUUGAUGAAUUGAAAAUCUUAGCUCAAAUCUAUCAACCUCAAGUUGGUGAUACCAAUCGUGAAUUAUUAAGACAACAUCUGUUAUUUUCAUGCUUAAUCAAUGCAACUAGAUACAUAUGUUCAUAUGAAUCACAAACAUCAGCAAAAAAUGACUACCAGUUGGAUGAUAUACAAUUUUUACUACCGGGUACAGUUCGACUAAGUAUCCAUAAUAAGCCAUCGAAUUGUGAACAGUUUUUAAUCAAAUGUGGUACAAAUUUGCAUCGACAACCAUGGCAUUGUACAGCCGGCUUAAGAUUAAGGAAAAAUAAACGACAACGCUCAAUGUCAUUUGAAAUUCGACUGAGUUUCGAAUAUAAAGUGGAUAAAUAUAUUCCAAUAUUUAUUAAAAAAGAUUCCACAACAAAUAACCGUCAUCAUGAUCAUUUAGCAACAUUAGCACGCAUCGAUCAGCCGAUUCUUUGGAUUCAUUCAAAUUUAGCUCAACUAUAUGUUAGCGACGACAAUGAUCUAAGCAGAAUCUUUGACAAAGCAAAUAAAAUUCGGUUGAUUUAA
This is a messenger RNA of Rotaria sp. Silwood1, 1383 nucleotides long. The record is from the annotation of a GenBank genome assembly. NCBI's taxonomy places the organism in Eukaryota, Metazoa, Rotifera, Eurotatoria, Philodinida, Philodinidae.